AUAGCUGCGUUCGCCCGAGCCGGCACCGCUCUGCUGCCUUCCUUCUGCCGCCGAGAUGCUGAGCAUGGAGGGCUUCGUGGGGGCGAGAGCUCUGGGUGAGGAAUCGCUGCAGAUGUGGGACCUCAACAAGCGCCUGGAGGCCUACCUGGCCCGCGUUAAGUACCUGGAGGAGGAGAAUGAGGGGCUGCGAGCUGAGAUCCAGAGCACCAAGGAGAGCCCGGCCGGGGACCCACGCAGAGCCAGGUACGAGGAAGAGCUGCGGUCGCUGCGGGAUGCGCUGCACCGCGCCUUCACCGAGAAGUGUGCGGCCGAGCUGGCCAGGGACAACCUGUACGAGGAGGUGCAGCAUGUGAGGAGCAGGUGCCAGAAGGAGCAGGCAGCCCGCGAGGAAGCCAAGAGGCAGCUGUCCUCCAGCAAGAAAGAGCUGGAGGAGGAGAGACGGGCGCAGAUCUGGCUGAAGGAGAGAGCUGUGCAGCUGGAGAAGGAGGUGGAAGCUCUGCUGGAGGUGCACGAGGAGGAGAAAGCGGGGCUGGACCAGGAGCUCGCCAGCUUCUCUCAGAGCCUGGAGGGCUUCCGUUGUGCUCCGGUGGCAUUCCAGCCCGUGGAGGUGGAGGACUACUCCAAAAGACUGUCAGAGAUCUGGAGAGGGGCGGUGGAGACCUACAAGGCGGAGGUGGCGCAGCUGGAGCGUGCACUUGGCCAAGCCAAGGAGAACCUCUGGCAGGUGGCAGAAGACAACCAACAGAGCCAAAUGCAGCUGCGGCACCUGGAAAAGGAGCUGGUGGGGCUGAAGGUGCGGAAGGAGAUGCUGGAGGAGAGCCUGGGCCAGCAGUGGCAGGAGCAGCACGGAGAGGCUGAGAAGUUCCAGCUGGCCAUCGAGGCCCUGGAGCAGGAGAAGCAGAGCCUGCAAGUGCAGAUCGCCCAGGUGCUGGAGGACAGGCAGCAGCUCAUGCACCUCAAGAUGUCCCUCAGCCUGGAGGUGGCAACCUACAGGACACUGCUGGAAGCAGAGAGCACCCGGCUGCAGAUGCCUCCCGGGGAGUUCAAGCUGGCCAACAGCCUGCGAGAUGUCAAGCUGGAGGUGAGCAGCAGCAAGCACCGUGCCAGCCUUGCUGCCUUCCCCCGGCCCGAGGGGGUGGCACAGCUGUGCAGAACCCCCGGUGAUGCCCUCAAGGCGCUGACUCCCAAAAACAAGAGCUCCAGUGCACAGGAGUUCCAGAAAAUCAACUCAGUCCUGCAGGCACCGAGGAGCUGGGAGCCUGCUGCCCCCAGCCACGCUGUCCCAGUGCUGUCCCCCGUGCCAGGCAGUGGGGGGGCAGAGAGCCCAGCCCAUGAGUGUGGGGCUGGUGAGGAGUCCCCCAUGCAGAGCCCACUGAGUCCUGAACAGCUGGUCAGCCACGCACUGCAGGAUGCUCUCAAGGAGAUGCAAGAUGACACUGAGGCCAAAGAAGUGCCCAAAUUCAGUGCUACCCAGAGUACCAGGGAUGGGGAUCUUGAAGACCCCACGGAGGAGGAGGCUGCAGGAACCCAGGAGAUGGGUGUUGAGGGUGGUACCAUGUCCCCACCUGGGCUGUGUCUCUGCAGCAACGUGCCCACAUUGCUAAGUGCCACCCAGAGUGAUGCGGAGAGCCAGGAGGAGAAGUGGGAGGAGGAGAGGAGUAAAGAGGAGGAGAUGUUGAACGCACUGAGCUCCACGGAGAGCCAGGAGCCAGGGGGAGAGCCCUGGGGAGGAGACACAAAGGGGUCCAGGCUGGAAGUGGGCAAGGAGGACAUGGAGGCCACCAGCAUGGAGGCUCUGCAUGUCUCGGAGUACAAGGAGCAAAGGGAACCCUGGAGCCCUUCCAGAGAGGAUGAGGAAUGUGAGUUCCCAGAUCAGGAGAGGGAAAUGCGAGAAGAAGGGUCCCUGCAGACGGAAAUCGAAGCUGCUUGUGCUGUCCCUGUGGGGAGCCACCCAGUUUUGCCUGCGGGAAUCCACUUGCAAGAGGACUUUGUUGAAACAGAGCUGAAGUCUGAGCACCAGGAGGUGUCCCUGUGUGAGCUGGGUGCUGCUGCAGGGGACGAAAGGGAGCAGGAGGUGUGCCUGGAGAUGAGGGCCUCUAGCAUUGAAGGGGCCGUGCCAGCAGCAGAGGGCUCAUCAGGGUCUGAAGAAGACACUACAGGAAGGGAGAGCACAGGCAGAGCACAGGAUGAUGAGGGAGAGGAGGAAGAUAAAGGAAGGGAGGCAUUAGGGGGAGAAGACCCCCAGGCAGGGGAGGCUUUGGGAGCCAAAGAGAUAAGGCAGGAGAGCAUGGGCUUGGAGGAGGCUGAAGGCAUGUGGGAGGAAUCUGUGGACAUGUGGGAAGAACAUAGAGACCCCCAGGAGGGACAUGGGGACCUGCAGGAGGAGAAGGAGGACCUGGGGGAGGAACACAGGGACCUACAGGAGGAGCAUGGGGACACCCAGGAGGAGCAUGGGGACCUGCAGGAGGAAUACAGGGACCUGCAGGAGGAACAUGGGGACUUGCAAGAGGAACAUGGGGACACCCAGGAGGAGCAUGGGGACCUGAAGGAGGAGUACAGGGACCUACAGGAGGAGCAUGGGGACCUGCAGGAGGAACACGGGGACCUGCAGGAGGAACAUGGGGACACCCAGGAGGAGCAUGGGGACCUGCAGGAGGAAUACAGGGACCUGCAGGAGGAACAUGGGGACACCCAGGAAGAGCAUGGGGACCUGAAGGAGGAGUAUGGGGACACCCAGGAGGAACAUAGGGACCUGCAGGAGGAACACAGGGACUUGCAGGAAGAACACGGGGACCUGCAGGAGGAACAUAGGGACCUGCAGGAGGGGUCUGGAGACCCUCAGGAGGAACCUGGGGAACCUUGGGUGCAGCAUGGGGAACAGGGCUCUGCAGAGGAUGGGCUGGAGCAGGAGAUGGUGUUGCAGCCAGGAGAGGGGGCAUGGGGCAGGGAAGAAAAUGACAUUGACCAAAAGCAGCAAGCACAGGACUGGGAAGAGACAGCGGAGGAUGAAGAGGAGAUAGAAGUCAAAGCUCUCACAUCCCAAGAGCCAGCCCAGGUGGAUGACAACCCACAUGCAGAGGCAGCAGAAAAUGAGGAGGGAGAUGUCACGUCACCAACAGCAACGGAGGAAGCUCACGAGGGUGAGGAUGACGGAGAUGCUGGGAGCGAGGUGAAAAGCCAGCAGCAGCCACAGGGAAUAGUAGGACAGGAGGCUGAGCCAGCCCCAGGGCAAGAGGAAAUCAGGUAUGGGGACACUGGGGAGGCACCAGGGGACCCACAGGAGCCAGCUGAGGCGCUGGAGGUGCAGGAUGAGGAGCUUAGCUCGGAGCCCAUUGAGAGAGGCAGCCCAGACACUGCAGUGCUGCAGCAGGAUCUGGGCAGUGGGGCAGAGAGUGAUGAGCCCAUGAAGGAGGACAUUCAGUCAGAGGAUGCUCAGUUGGAUGAGCCCAAGCUGUGCAGGAUGGAAUUAGAGGACACGCUGCUCAACAGCAUGCCGCUAUGUGCACACAGCGGGGAGGUGCUGGAGUCUGAUCCAAACCCUCCAUCCAGUGGAGGGGAUGGGGAAACAGAACCUGAAAUGGCUCUGGAGGAGGAAGGGGAGCUGAGAGGGAGUGAUGAGGCAGCGGUUCAUGCAGAGCCAGAGAGCUGUGAGGAGUCAGGGAUGGAGCUGAGCUCUGCGCCAGAAUGCACCGAGGAGGAGGAAGGGUACUUCAUAGUUUCUGCUCCCAACCAAGAGGAGUCCAGCAUCGAGGAAGCUGAGAACUCAGAGGAAUUUGAAGAAAUUAAAGUUGAAGCAGCAGAAGACAGAAAGGAUGAACUAACAGUGCCUGCAGAAGCCUCUCCGGUGCUGGAGGAUGAAGGGCACUUGGAGCCACUUGUGGGGGAAGCUGAAGGUGUGAAAAUGCCCAUGGGAGAACUGGAGAUACCAAAGGAGGAGGAUGAGGAGGAUGCAGGGCAUUUGGCUGCUGAGCUGGAGGAAGGACUGGCUGUGUCCAUGGAUGAGGGGCUGUCUGAGGGGCACACUGAUAAGACCAUCCUGGGUGAUGAGGGCCUCGGGGAGGAGGACGUGCAGGGUAGUGACAACUCCCCAGCCCCUGAGACCUCCAACACUGACCCCUCCAACGCUGACCCACCUCCAGGCACCAUGCUGGAGCACGGAUCUGGCAUGGAGGCAGCUGAAUAUCUCCCCGAUGUGCCCACACAGAUGCCAGUGGACAUCAUGAAGGACUCGGAUAUCCUGGAAAUAGUGGAGCAGGCCCUGGAGUUCAAUCAGGAGCUGGUACUGGGAGCCAAGCUAGCCAAGGAUGGGGAGGGGGAUGGUGACACACAGCUCCCACAGGAGGAGGAAGGGGGGUCCUCACCCACUUCAUCCAGUGAUGAACAGCCAACGGUGCAGGAGGCGGUGGCAGAGCCGGAGCGCACCAAGAACGGGGAGCAGAACGGGCUGCACCGGCAGGCCAGCCUGGAGGACCUGGCUGAGUUCACUGAGGAGGGGCUGAAUGGCAUCACCCACCCCGAGGAAGCCCCUGCUGCCCACACCCUGCCCCUGCCCAGCAAGCACAGUGGGGCUGAGCCUGUCCCUCCGCUGUCUCCGCUGCAGGACCAAGUCCUGCACCCAGAGCAGGAGCCCUGGUCCUCUGGGGAGGAGUGAUGGCGGUGGGACCCCCACAGCCCCACGACAAUCGGACACCUCCCAUAGCACUGCCUACGUAGCACACCCGUUUCCCUUUGGUUUGUAACAUGUUUUGUGUGGGUUUUGCCUUGUUGAACGGAUGUCCGGCACACGGCAACGCAGCUGAGUGAGGGGCCGCAUCUUCACACCUCAGAGCAAGGAACCGAGCUCUUUCUCUGCCUCCAGAUCCCACACUUGUGCUGGUUUCAGCCUCAUUUUGUACCCCAGGUAUUUAAUUUAAAGGCUGCGUCUCCCCCUUCCCCAUUCAGCCCAGCCAGGUGCACGCAGUGUGAUUUCCAUACAGGCUCACCUUUGUGCUGCACACUGGGAUGUCCAUCCCCAACCCACCCAAUGCUCACAGCGCCGAGCCACGCCGGAUGCAUCCGCUGCAUUGACACUAAGUUAAUAAAGCAU
Messenger RNA from Centrocercus urophasianus (Greater sage-grouse), 5086 nucleotides. RefSeq names its product nestin (gene NES). The transcript is spliced from 5 exons. The record is from RefSeq and is a predicted model, not a curated record. Gene Ontology annotation, molecular function: intermediate filament binding; CCR5 chemokine receptor binding. Gene Ontology annotation, cellular component: intermediate filament. Lineage: Eukaryota; Metazoa; Chordata; Aves; Galliformes; Phasianidae. The coding region runs from base 56 to 4651 and encodes 1531 amino acids. Gene Ontology annotation, biological process: positive regulation of intermediate filament depolymerization.